AUGGGUGGUGUUCCAUCUGUCCCUACAGACCCAAACCGGUCCCUGCAGGUCAUUGGCGCAGGAUUUGCUCGCACUGGGACAGUUUCCAUGGCCCUGGCCCUCGAAAAGAUUCUGGACGGUCCAGUCUGCCAUGGAGGCACACAACUCCUCGGCCGCGAAGACGCCUACGUGCAGAAAUGGCUCGCCGUAUACGCCGCCAAAGACAAUAAGCCAAAGCGUCUCGCCGCCCUCCGCGAGGUAACACGGGGCUUUGUCGCCAUCACAGAUACCCCCGGCACGCACUUUAUCGAGGAUCUCUGUGAGAUUUAUCCUGAUGCUCAAGUUAUUGGAUGGAGGCGCGAUCCGGAGAAGUGGUGGAAGAGCAUGGAGCAGAUGAUUAAGCAUGCGAUGCCGGGGUGGCUGCGGUGGUAUUUGAUCAUCAUGCCUGGAUGGAGGUGGUUUCCUGUUAUCAUGGGGGAAAUGAGCAAGAGGGAGAGAGAUCUGUCGGGCUCAGGCAUUCUCGAGCACUACUACAGCAAGAUAGAAAGAAUCGUCCCGGAGAACCGUAUGUACUGGGUUGAACUCAGUGACGGAUGGGCCCCGUUGUGCAAGAUCCUGGACAAGCCUAUUCCGGACUGCCCGUUUCCGCGGGCAAAUGAUUCAAAAGCAGUAGAAGAAACAGCUCGAUAUGUUUUCAAAAGGACGGCAUUGGCGUGGAUGGGCCUUAUGGGAGUGCUGUUGGCGGUUUCAAUGUUUCUGUGGUAUAUGUACUGA
Molecule: messenger RNA, 753 nt
Organism: Trichoderma citrinoviride
Lineage: Eukaryota; Fungi; Ascomycota; Sordariomycetes; Hypocreales; Hypocreaceae
Exons: 4
Coding region: 1-753 (250 amino acids)
Source: RefSeq, a predicted model, not a curated record